Messenger RNA from Oncorhynchus tshawytscha (Chinook salmon), 2035 nucleotides. RefSeq names its product gap junction alpha-5 protein. Gene Ontology annotation, biological process: cell communication. The transcript is spliced from 2 exons. Gene Ontology annotation, cellular component: connexin complex. Bases 657 to 1817 code for a protein of 386 amino acids. NCBI's taxonomy places the organism in Eukaryota, Metazoa, Chordata, Actinopteri, Salmoniformes, Salmonidae. The record is from RefSeq and is a predicted model, not a curated record.
AUGAUGCCCCUGCUUUUCUUCCCGUGCCCCCUGCACAAGUUAGCAUUCCCACCCUGGGACGGCACAGAGCUCCAGCACUACUCCACUCUACUCUACAGAGAUCCUACUCCACUCUACAGAAAUCCUAUUCUUCUCUGAUCUACCCAGCUCCUGUUGAUUAUAUCUGACGGUGUGUCUGCAAGAGGUACGGCUCAGGAUCACUGGUCUCCACCAACCUCUGUCCUCCGACCCAGCCCAUCUCCAAUCAUCCCACCAGGUCAUCACUCCUCUACGGCCCGGUCCCAUCUCCAAUCAUCCCACCAGGUCAUCACUCCUCUACGGCCCGGUCCCAUCUCCAAUCAUCCCACCAGGUCACCACACCUCUACGGCCCGGUCCCAUCUCCAAUCAUCCCACCAGGUCAUCACUCCUCUACGGCCCGGUCCCAUCUCCAAUCAUCCCACCAGGUCAUCACUCCUCUACGGCCCGGUCUCAUCUCCAAUCAUCCCACCAGGUCAUCACACCUCUACGGCCCGGUCCAAUCCACCCUCCACCAUUCCAUCAGUCUCUGAGGUGAAGACCCUUAUGGGAAGCAGCUAGGACCCUCUUCCUCAGUACUGACAGCCAUCACCAUCUGUAGCACGAAAAGGUGUGUGCCAGUGACCAGUGAGCAGUAGUGAUGGGGGACUGGAGUCUCCUAGGGAACUUCCUGGAGGAGGUUCAGGAACAUUCCACGUCAGUGGGGAAGGUGUGGCUCACCGUCCUCUUCAUCUUCAGGAUCCUGGUCCUGGGCACGGCCGCAGAGUCCUCCUGGGGAGACGAGCAGAGUGACUUCCUGUGCGACACCCAGCAGCCCGGUUGUACCAACGUCUGUUAUGACCAGGCGUUUCCUAUUGCACACAUCCGCUACUGGGUCCUACAGAUCAUCUUCGUGUCCACGCCAUCACUGAUCUACAUGGGCCACGCCAUGCACAUCGUGCGGAGGGAUGAGAAACGAAGGAGGAGGGAGCAGGAGAAGAGGGAGGAGAUGGAGGAGAGAGGAGAGGGGGGGUGCAUAUCAGAGGAGAAGGCAUACCUCCAGCAGAGGGAUUGUGGGAAGGUGCUGGAGGCGUCAGGGCAGGUUCGCCUGCGGGGAGCGCUGUUAUCUACAUACAUUCUGAGCAUUCUGAUCCGCACAGUGAUGGAGGUGACCUUCAUCGUGGUCCAAUACAUGAUCUAUGGAGUCUUCCUCAGGGCUCUGUACCAUUGCAAGGCCUGGCCCUGUCCCAACCCAGUCAACUGCUACAUGUCCAGGCCCACAGAGAAGAACGUGUUCAUCGUCUUCAUGCUGGUGGUGUCUGGUGUCUCCCUGCUCCUCUCUGUGGUUGAGCUCUACCACCUGGCCUACAGGCGUAUCAGGAAGUGCAAGCGUACCCACGCCGCCCUCAAGAACCGCACCCAUAAUGCUGUGGCCAUUGCCGUUACCAGGGACCCCGACACCCCGCCCCAUCACAACUCCCCGGGCUGCACCCCUCCCCCUGACUUCAGCCAGUGCCUGGAAUCGUCGGAUACGAUGAACCCCAUGAACCCCAUGACCUCCAUGCCUUCUCACCCCUUCAACAACAGGAUGGCACACCAGCAGAACUCCGUCAACAUGGCCACCGAGCGCCAUCAUUCCCAUGACGACCUGGAAGGGGAGGGAGGAUUCCUGAGAAUGAGCUAUACCCAGAUGCCAGGGGAGAUGCCCAACAGGUGCUCCGCGCCAACCCCGCUGCACGCCAGCUACCUGAAAGACAAACGCCGCUUCAGCAAGACCAGCGGUACCAGCAGCCGGGUCCGACCAGAUGACUUGGCCGUGUAGAACUAGACAGACAGUGAACGAGAGAGGGGCUAAGAAAGAGAGGAGGGAGCAGACAGGACUUUCAGACACAGCAGGAGAGAGGCCCUGCCUAGAGGAGAUUGGAGCAGGCUGGGUCUAUAGACCCAGAGACUGAACUGGAGCAGGUACUCUACCGGUCAAAUGUUUUAGAACACCUACUAAUUAAAGGGUUUAUUUUUAUUUUUACUAUUUUCUACAUU